Molecule: messenger RNA, 4110 nt
Organism: Carlito syrichta (Philippine tarsier)
Lineage: Eukaryota; Metazoa; Chordata; Mammalia; Primates; Tarsiidae
Gene: MYBPC3
Product: myosin binding protein C, cardiac
Exons: 33
Coding region: 50-3778 (1242 amino acids)
Molecular function (GO): protein binding
Source: RefSeq, a predicted model, not a curated record
UCUUUGGGUGGCCUGUGCCCGCUUGGUGCCUGGUGUGACCGCUCUCAAGAUGCCUGAGCCAGGGAAGAAGCCAGCCUCAGCUUUCUGCAAGAAGCCACGGUCUGUGGAGGUGGCUGCCGGCAGCCCUGCCGUGUUCGAGGCCGAGACAGAGCGGGCAGGCGCAAAGGUGCGCUGGCAGCGGGAGGGCAGUGACAUCCGCGCCAGCGACAAGUACGGCCUGACAGCAGACGGCGUGCGGCACACACUGACCGUGCGGGACGUGGGCCCGGCCGACCAAGGGUCCUACGCGGCCAUCGCCGGCUCCUCCAAGGUCAAGUUUGACCUCAGGGUCAUAGAGGCAGAGAAGGCGGAACCCAUGCCAGCCUCCGGGUCCACCCCUGCCGAGGCCUCUGGAGCCCCAGAGGAAGCCCCAGCCCCAGCCACUGCGCCGGAAGGAAGCGUCUCAAGUCCUGAAGGGCCAAGCUCAGCAGCCCCGAACGGCCCUGCCCCUGGGUGCCCUGGAGUCCCCGAAGACCCCAUCGGCCUCUUCGUGAUGCGGCCGCAGGAUGGCGAGGUGACCGUGGGGGGUAGCAUCAUCUUCUCGGCCCGCGUGGCCGGGGCCAGCCUCCUGAAACCACCCGUGGUCAAGUGGUUCAAGGGCAAGUGGGUAGAUCUGAGCAGCAAGGCGGGCCAGCACCUGCAGCUGCGUGACAGCUAUGACCGCGCCAGCAAGGUUUACCUAUUUGAGCUGCACCUCACCGAUGCCCAGUUAGCCUAUGCCGGCGGCUACCGCUGCGAGGUGUCCACCAAGGAUAAAUUUGACAGCUGCAACUUCAACCUCACCGUCCACGAGGCUGUGGGUCCCGGAGACCUGGACCUCAGAUCAGCUUUCCGCCGCACGAGCCUGGCUGGAGGCGGUCGGCGGACCAGUGAUGGUCACGAGGAUGCUGGACUUCUGGACUUCAGCUCACUGCUGAAAAAGAGCAGCAGUUUCCGGGUCCCGCGGGACUCAAAGCUGGAGGCGCCGGCGGAGGAGGACGUGUGGGAGAUCCUGCGGCAGGCGCCCCCGUCCGAGUACGAGCGCAUCGCCUUCCAGCACGGCGUCACCGACCUGCGCGGCAUGCUUAAGAGGCUCAAAGGCAUAAAGCGCGACGAGAAGAAGAGCACAGCCUUUCAGAAGAAGCUGGAGCCGGCCUACCAGGUGGGCAAGGGCCACAAGAUCCGGCUGACGGUGGAGCUGGCCGACCCCGACGCCGAGGUCAAGUGGCUCAAGAACGGACAGGAGAUUCAGAUGAGCGGCAGCAAGUACAUCUUUGAGUCUGUGGGCACGAAGCGCACCCUGACCAUCAGCCAGUGCUCGCUGGCCGACGAUGCGGCCUACCAGUGCGUGGUGGGCGGUGAGAAGUGCAGCACGGAGCUCUUCGUCAAAGAGCCCCCGGUGCUGAUCACGCGGCCCUUGGAGGACCAGCAGGUGAUGGUGGGACAGAGGGUGGAGUUUGAGUGUGAAGUGUCCGAGGAGGGGGCCCAGGUCAGAUGGCUGAAGGAUGGGGUGGAGCUGACCCGGGAGGAGACCUUCAAGUACCGGUUCAAGAAGGAUGGACGGAGACACCACCUGAUCGUCAAUGAGGCGACCCUGGAGGACGCGGGCCACUACGCGCUGCGCACCAGCGGGGGCCAGGCGCUGGCGGAGCUCAUUGUGCAGGACAAAAAGCUGGAGGUGUACCAGAGCAUUGCUGACCUGACAGUGGGUGCCAAGGAGCAGGCCGUGUUCAAGUGCGAGGUCUCGGAUGAGAACGUGCGGGGUGUGUGGCUGAAAAACGGAAAGGAACUGGUGCCCGACAGCCGCAUAAAGGUGUCCCACAUCGGGCGGGUCCACAAGCUGACCAUUGACGACGUCACGCCUGCCGACGAGGCUGACUACAGCUUUGUGCCCGAAGGCUUCGCCUGCAACCUGUCCGCCAAGCUCCACUUCAUGGAGGUCAAGAUCGACUUUGUACCCAGGCAGGAACCUCCCAAGAUCCACCUGGACUGUCCAGGCCGCACGCCAGAUACCAUCGUGGUUGUGGCUGGGAAUAAACUGCGCCUGGACGUCCCUAUCUCUGGGGACCCUGCUCCCACUGUGAUCUGGCAGAAGAUCAUCACACAGGGGAAUAGGGCCCCGGCCGGGCCAGCCCCCGGUGCCCCAGAGGACGCAAGUGCCAGCGACGAGUGGGUGUUUGACAAGAAGCUGCUGUGUGAGACCGAGGGCCGGGUCCGCGUGGAGACCACCAAGGACCGCAGCAUCUUCACGGUCGAGGGGGCAGAGAAGGAAGAUGAGGGCGUCUACACCGUCACGGUGAAGAACCCUAUAGGCGAGGACCAGGUCAACCUCACCGUCAAGGUCAUCGGCUACAUCCUGGAGCGCAAGAAGAAGAAGAGCUUCCGCUGGAUGCGGCUGAACUUCGAGCUGCUGCGGGAGCUGAGCCUGCAGGCGCGGCGCAUGAUCGAGGGCGUGGUCUACGAGAUGCGCGUCUACGCGGUCAACGCCGUCGGCCUGUCCAGGCCCAGCCCGGCCUCUCAGCCCUUCACGCCGAUCGGUCCCCCCAGCGAACCCACUCACCUGGCAGUGGAGGAUGUCUCUGACACCACCGUCUCCCUCAAGUGGCGGCCCCCGGAGCGCGUGGGAGCGGGAGGCCUGGACGGCUACAGCGUGGAAUACUGCCGGGAGGGCUGCUCGGAGUGGGUGGCUGCCCUGCAGGGGCUGACAGAGCGCACGUCGCUGCUGGUAAAGGACCUGCCCACAGGGGCCCGGCUGCUCUUCCGAGUGCGGGCACACAACGUGGCGGGGCCGGGAGCCCCCGUCACCACCGAGGAGCCCGUGACGGUGCAGGAGAUACUGCAACGGCCACGGUUCCAGCUGCCCAGGCACCUGCGCCAGACCAUCCAGAGGAAGGUCGGGGAGCCCGUGAACCUCCUCAUUCCCUUCCAGGGCAAGCCCCGGCCUCAGGUGACCUGGACCAAAGAGGGGCAGCCGCUGGCGGGUGAGGAGGUGAGCCUUCGCAACAGCCCCACAGACACCAUCCUGUUCAUCCGAGCCGCACGCCGCACCCACUCAGGCACCUACCAGGUGACGGUGCGUGUUGAGAACCUGGAGGACAAGGCCACGCUGGUCCUGCAGAUCGUCGACAAGCCAAGCCCUCCCCAGGAUAUCCGGGUCACUGAGGCUUGGGGGCUUAACGUGGCUCUGGAGUGGAAGCCGCCCCAAGACGAUGGCAACACAGAGAUCUGGGGUUACACGGUGCAGAAAGCUGACAAGAAGACCAUGGAGUGGUUCACUGUCUUGGAGCAUUACCGCCGCACCCACUGCGUGGUGCCAGAGCUUAUCAUCGGCAAUGGCUAUUACUUCCGUGUCUUCUGCCAUAACAUGGUUGGUCCCAGUGACAGAGCCGCCACCACCAAGGAGCCUGUCUUUAUCCCCAGACCAGGCCUCACGUACGAGCCACCCACCUACAAGGCCCUGGACUUCUCCGAGGCCCCAAGCUUCACCCAGCCCCUGGUGAACCGCUCCGUCAUCGCGGGCUACAAUACUGUUCUCUGCUGCUCUGUCCGGGGUAGCCCCAAGCCCAAGAUUUCCUGGUUCAAGAAUGGCUUGGACCUGGGAGAAGACGCCCGCUUCCGCACGUUCAGCAAGCAGGGCGUCUUAACCCUGGAGAUCAGGAAGCCCUGCCCCUUUGACGGGGGUGUCUAUGUCUGUAGAGCCACCAACGUACAGGGCGAGGCGCGGUGUGAGUGCCGCCUAGAGGUGCGAGUGCCUCAGUGACCAGGCAGGCUCCCCAGGGCUGGCCAGGCACAACCGGACGCCAGCCCUAUGUGCCAGGAGCCUAGAGGGAAGCUGGAGACCCUUCCUGCUGCUGGGUGUGUGUGUGCAAGUGUGUCUCCUGGGUGGGGGUGGGGGAACCAGCAGGGCGGCAGUUCUGAGGGGCAGGCCUGCGUGGGCCUUGCAGAUUGGUCCUCGGCUCCUGGAGGAAACUCCUGGAUCUUUGGGGCAAAAGGAGAGUGGGCUCAGGAAAUGGUGUCUGGGGACAGGCCCCUCUGGCCUGCCAGGUCUUCCCAGCGCCCAGGGGCAAUAAAAGAUCAGUCACUGUCACAGAC